Molecule: messenger RNA, 3060 nt
Organism: Kwoniella shivajii
Lineage: Eukaryota; Fungi; Basidiomycota; Tremellomycetes; Tremellales; Cryptococcaceae
Exons: 26
Coding region: 1-3060 (1019 amino acids)
Cellular component (GO): cell periphery; cell septum
Molecular function (GO): chitin synthase activity
Source: RefSeq, a predicted model, not a curated record
AUGAAUCCAGGUGACAUAUACACGCCCCCUCACGGGCAGCAACCGUACAAUCAACAACGGUCAGAUGGUUAUACUUCACCUACUCAUCAACAACAGCAACAACCACCUUACUCCUCACAUCACUAUCCUUCAGAUCCAGUACCACAACAACAUCUGACGCCCAUGACGAACCCUUACGAUACACCACCUCCGUUGAACCAAUCUUACUCAUCCCCUCAGCCUUUCCCUCAAGCUCAAUACUCAUCACCUUCAUAUGGAGAUCCAUUCAACCCACCACCGGCACCUCCUCCGAAUCAGGCUCAAGGUUGGGCAGAACAACCUGGGAACAGACAUCAUCAAUCAUUCCCAAAUCAGCCUUUAUCACCUUCACAUCAACCGCUUCCACCUCCGGGGAUCGGUGGAGCUGUUCCGAGAUAUUCUCUUCCGCCUCAACAGAAUUCCUACAAUUCACCAGCACCGUUAAGUCCGCCAAGAGCAAGAUUCGACUCCAAUGUAUCCUAUAAUUCUGCCCCAUACGGAUUAUCAGACAAUAGAUUAUCUUCCCCGCCACCUCUGAUGCCCCAUCAUUCAUCCUCAUCGUCAAUAACUGGAUUAGCAAAUAUUCAUCCUUCUUAUCCACCUCACGGAUACGGUAAUCAUGUGGCUGGAAAUCAAGAUGAUGACAUAAACGAUUCUGCCCCCUUACUAUCUCAUGCCGCUCCUGAUGCAAGGUUCUGUAUACCUCAAUCCACAAGUGCGAUGUCAAUGAGAUAUCAGUUGAACGACAAUGGUCCCGCUUCAAACUCAGGCAUGGGCCCAAGACAAAGCGAUGUUGGCGAUGUAGGCAUGAUUCCAGGUAGAUGGGAUGACAACGAGAAUCAACACAACGGUUAUGCAGCUCCUCCACACAUGGCAAACGAAGAUGACGAGGUCAACGUUCAUUAUGGUCCGUUACCAACUAGAGUGGUUAGAAGAAAUAGAACUCAAAAGAGAGUACAAUUGUUCCGAGGCCAUUUGGUGCUGGAUGUGGAUGUACCCUCAAUGUUGCUCGACCAAUGUUCUAUCAGGGAAGGUAACGAAUACACGAAAAUGAGAUACACAGCCGUUACCUGUGAUCCAAACGAUUUCGUUGAGGAUAAAUAUACUCUUCGGCAGAAAUUGUAUGAUCCGCCAAGACAGACUGAGCUUUUCAUUGUUAUUACGAUGUAUAACGAAGACGAUAUUCUGUUCUGCAGGACCAUGAGAGGUGUAAUGCAAAAUAUCGCUCAUUUGUGUACAAGAUCGAAGAGUAAAACUUGGGGUAAAGAAGGUUGGAAGAAGGUAGUCGUGUGUAUUGUAGCUGAUGGGCGAAUGAAAAUCAACCCACGGACAAGAUCUGUACUUGCAGCAUUAGGUGUCUAUCAGGAUGGAGUAGGAAAGAAUGUUGUCAAUGGAAAGCCUGUUACCGCCCAUUUGUAUGAAUAUACAACCCAACUGUCUAUCACGUCGAACGGUAAAAUUGGCCCUGGCGGCUCGAACACCGUGCCCAUACAAAUGAUAUUCUGUAUGAAGGAAAAAAAUCAGAAAAAGAUCAACAGUCAUCGAUGGUUUUUCAACGCUUUCGGAGCUUGCCUCAAGCCCAACGUUUGCGUCCUUCUCGAUGUUGGUACUCAGCCAGGUCCAGAUUCGAUAUACCAUCUUUGGAAAGCGUUUGACAUCAACUCUUCUGUAGGAGGAGCUUGUGGUGAAAUUGUAGCUUUGAAAGGGAUGUUCUGGAAAAACCUUCUAAACCCUCUAGUAGCUGCUCAAAAUUUCGAAUACAAGAUGUCGAAUAUCUUGGAUAAGCCCUUGGAAAGUAUCUUUGGUUAUAUUACGGUUCUACCCGGUGCUUUCUCCGCCUACAGAUACAUUGCCUUGCAAAAUGAUGAGAAAGGUAAUGGGCCCCUCCGGCAGUAUUUCGUUGGUGAGACAAUGCACGGUGCCGGAGCUGGUAUCUUUUCUGCAAACAUGUAUCUGGCUGAAGAUCGUAUCCUCUGUUGGGAAUUGGUUAGUAAGAGGCAAUGCAAGUGGACAUUACAUUAUGUCAAGUCCGCGUAUGCUAUAACAGAUGUACCGGACACUGUUCCAGAAUUAGUAUCUCAACGAAGGAGGUGGUUGAACGGUUCUUUUUUCGCUGCUAUACAUUCUAUCGUUCAUUUCGGAUACUUGUAUCGAUCAUCUCAUUCAUUCACAAGAAAACUUUUCCUGCAUGUAGAGCUAGUGUAUCAAACCUUGAGCAUGAUCUUCGCUUGGUUCGCUUUAGGAAACUUCUACAUUGCAUUUUUCGUCUUGACAAGCUCCCUUAACUCCCUUGGAACAGCAUGGAAAUAUGUCAACACACCAUUGCAUUAUUUGUAUAUAGCUUUACUACUUUGGUGCUUCCUUUUAGCAUUAGGUAAUAGACCCGCAGGGUCAAGAGUCGGUUACACUAGUAGUAUGGUCGGAUUCGCUUUGAUCACUAUAUAUAUGCUUUUUGCAGCUAUCUAUCUCGCUGUUAGAGGUAUCCAAACUAUCACAGCCGAUGGAUCGAUCAGUGCCGAUGAUAUUUUCGGUAACACGAUCUUCCGAAAUAUCGUUGUUUCGCUCCUCGCGACAUAUGGACUGUACAUUAUCUCUUCUUUACUGGCUUUAGAACCCUGGCAUAUGAUCACUUCCUUCUUACAGUAUCUCCUACUCGCGCCGAGUUAUACAAAUGUGCUCAAUGUCUAUGCAUUUUGUAACGUACAUGACGUGUCCUGGGGAACAAAAGGAUCUGACAAGGUCUCGGAGGAUUUAGGAGUAGUCAAAUCAGAUUCCAAGGAUGAAGUCACGGUCGAUGUACCUGUUGAACAACAAGACUUGAACGAAGUCUACGCCUCCGAAUUAAGGGUUUUAGCCAAUAAAGCCCCGAAAGAAAUAAAAACUAUUUCAGACGAUCAGAAGCAGGAAGAUUAUUACAAGAACGUCAGGACUAAUGUCCUUCUCGCUUGGACCAUGUCAAAUGGGGCCCUCGCCGCUGCUAUUCUCCAAACUAGUGGAGGAGAUAGUUCACUGGCAACUACAUAUAUGGGUAUCUUGUUAUAG